UAACAGGUAAAAUACAAUUAACCCCGCCCCCUAGAUAUCCGGCCCCGUAUGCUCUUCCUCAUCCAAUGACAAGACAUCUCUCGAUCACUCCAUCUUCCUCCUAUACAUCAUAUUACGUGAUCCUCAUUCACGGGAUCAAUUCCUCAUGGAGUAUAGAGCGGCAUUGGAACAAUCACGGGAGAAAUCGACAUCGGGGGCAAGUUGGACAAUGAUCGACGAUGAAGGUGAAGAAAUAGAUUCUACAAUAUCCUCGUUACUUCUACCACUAGAGAGCGAUCUAAUCCUCGUGUUCCGACAAGUUCCCAUGGCAAGCAUGCUCGCUCAUGCGUUGAAGCUCGUUGUUAAACCAGAUGGUAAAUACGAACACCCCACGAGUAUUACAAGUGAAACAGUGUUGACCAGUAUCGCUGUGUGUGACCUUAUAUGUGAUAUACUGGGUGAGGGAUUGGCAACACUGGGGAGGCCCAAAUACAAACAACUUGUGCGUAGGAUUGCGCAAUCUAUCCGCAACACUGUGCUUAUUGUGGCUGAACAAUGGCAGUUAUAUAAAGAUAAUCAUAAUAAUGAACAAACCUACAGCAUGGAGCGGCUCCAACUCGAGUUCGAUGAAUUCACGAAGCGUUGCGUGUCCCGUCUUCUCUCCGUUGCACGUCUCGGUGUUUAUCAAUUCAUCGCUGAUCUUUCCUACCACACGAUGUCCCCGAGAGCAGCAGAGACGAUCUAUUUGUUGAUGAAUGUGCCUUCUGGUGUUCGAUCCGAGGUGGAUUGUCUCGUUGCAACGGAUUAUACAAAGCAGGAGUGGCUCGAGUUUAUUAAUGACCCCGACACAAAGUUAGCAUUUGAAGAGCAAUUAUCCACCAUGCCAGCAAAUGAGAUCGUUUACUUACUCACUGCGUUUGCCAACCUUGCACAAGCUAGACCAACUACUGAGAAGCAUUUGGUGGAAACUAUUGCCGUUGAUAUUUUUAAGGUAUCGUUUGUAUAUCGCAUGACUCGUGACAUUUGUAGCAAGACCGGACGGGAGUUGUUAUGUUCGGUUGCCUAUCGUCAUCCAUAUGUUAUAUCUAUGCUUGUACAAUAUGUAUUUCAUAAUAUGGACCAAUUCAUGUCCACCGUCGUAUACUCGCUUAGCGACCUUCCUUAUUCGUCAUGGCAACCAUUGUCAUGUGACCUCGAGUUGCUACGCGUGUGGUUGCUAGGUAACCCCAUCACCUCAACGGAGUUCAAACUCGCAAAGAUGGUUUUACAGGGUUUAAACUUUGGUUAUCGCGACGACGGCCACUUAUUCCUACCACUAGAGGUUCAUUAUAAGAUAUCUAUGUUAAUAUUGGAGACGAACGUUAAACUUGAGCAAGAUCGGAUACAAUCAGGGAUUGUGGUUAAGAGUAUCGACCAUGUGUCAAAAGUUGCAUCAGCGGUUCGUCUUACCCCUCAAUCCAUCGACCACAAGGUGACAGCAUGGAGUUGGGAGGUUUUAUUGAAGCUAAAACUUCAUCGAAGAGUUUGGACAGAUCCUAAGAAUAAAUUAUGCGACACCCCUGACACCCCUACCCCGGACAUGAACAACGACCCCACCUUACUACCCCUACUGCAAGCCACUAAGGACCACCACACGAUGGCCUCAUACAUCGCUGUUGCUAUGACGAGGUUGGGAGACAGCAAGGACUCAUUCCUUCACGAGGGCCUCGAGUGUCUACACCACCUUGCAUCAUCUGGUCACAUGAGGGCAGUAUUGAGUUGCUUGUAUUUCGUCGUACCGAUGUUUCAGCGAUCCAACAUUAAUUUAGCUGAGAACCAAAAGUUCACAGAGAUACUCCGUACAGUGGUCCACCAACAUAACAGUGUUAUAUCUGGCCUGACUAACCUUAUACUACAAGACACACCCCACCACCCAUAUGCUGUGUUGUUGUGCUCUGUUGUACAGAACCAAGUAGUUGAAGCACCACAAGAGGAAGACAAAGUAAAGAUCAUUUCCUAUUGGUUAAAAAUGAUCCUUACUAUCAUUGGUUGGUUUAAAGAUGAUGAUCUUUGCUUAUUGGUGGAUUAUUUAUUCAAAUCCGCCAAUCAGAUUGGAGAUAGAUCUCUGCUGGAAUUUAGAACACAGUUCUACGAGAGUUACAUCCACUUGAUGUUGCAUAGCAACCAUCGUAACCAUGGCAACCAUAAAUCUGUCGUGUCGUCGUUGCUAAGCAUGGUAACCGGGGGCAACCAACAAUGGCCAUUGUCGUUUCUACCAUAUGUCAUAAAGGAUGACAUCAUUUAUUUCGCUUACGUGUGCAUUGAAGCGGAGACAAGGUACGAAGAUGACUGCAAACUCUGGGCAACGAUUUUAUCGAAUUUGCGAAGUGAUCGCAAAAUGUCGGUAGAAACAGCGUUGAAGAAAUCGGUGAACAAACUCAAGUUGUCGCAUAAUCCAACUAUAUUGUCGCUUACCCUUUAUAGGUGGGGUGAGUUAGCCCUCCACACUCCCUACUCCCACCCGGUGUUAGAAUUGAUCUGGCUCAACUUUUUCCUUCGUUUUGUGUCGUUUCCACUAGAUGGCGGUAGCAGUCUCGGUUACAGGUUCUUUGAAUCUGUUCCAUCCCUUCCUUUAUACAACAAGUUACGAUCACGACUCCAAUCCACCACAGAGUUCCACCAUGGUGAGGUGUCUAGUGGGAGGGGUGGGGAAAAUGGGACGGGUGGGGAAGAUGGGAAAGCUAGGCAUAACAGAUUAAUAAAGAUCUUCCAUACUUUUAAACUCUGGUUAGAAGAACCUAAAGUACAUGAACAAGAUCUAUACCUACCUUCCCUGCCCAACCAAUAUAAUGCAGAUCUGCUAUCUAAACUAAGGACCAGGGACCUUAAGCUUAAUCUAGAUGAUUGCCAAGUUAAAAGGUUUGUAAUAUUGUAGAAUAACCACACAUAU
Messenger RNA from Ciona intestinalis (vase tunicate), 2908 nucleotides. The record is from RefSeq and is a predicted model, not a curated record. NCBI's taxonomy places the organism in Eukaryota, Metazoa, Chordata, Ascidiacea, Phlebobranchia, Cionidae.